CCACACGAGAGAGAGAGUCAGGCUGAUUAGGUGUCUGACCUGGAACCUUACAAAGAAUAACUUUUGCUGUAAACUUCAGCCGCUGAUAAAAAACAAAAAGCAGUCCAGUCAGACAUUAAUCACUAAUAGUUAUAAAGAAAGAGGCCGUACUGUGAUAUAAAUAUAACAAAAUAGGACUGGACAUUUUUGCAUGAAGUUUAAAAAAGAAAGCACAAGUUAAUUACCAAUAAGACAAUUUCAUGUCCUGACAGGCAUUUAUCUCUCACUAUGACUGAGAUCCUAUUUUAGGAAGGCGGGUUAUGAUCGCGUUGUGUUGUUUAUAGACCAGAGUUCGACUGUGGCAGUGAGGGAGCGAGGGUCUCUGGUUUCGUGAAGGCCUCUUGUGUGGACUAAACAUGGAAAUUGAGCUAUAAGUCCGAAAGAACUGCUUUCUUAGGAGAUUUACUGGAUAAAACCCUGUGAUUUCAUUUGAAGGAAAAAUGGAGAAAAAGCUCCUGUCCACACCCACCAUCAUCAGCUCCUCAGGGUCAAGCUCUGUCCUGAAGGGCCCCUCUUCUCCACCUGUCUCCAGUGACCCCUGUGCUGCGCAGACUCAGCAGGACAAAUCAACAGCUUCAGCAAACCCCGGACAACCAGUGGAGUCCUCGUCACCUCCACGCUCCACGUCUCCUGCCUCCUCCACACCAGCAGCUUCAGGCUCUGACCUUCAGCCCGGUUCUGUCCUCCCUCCAGCUGCAGCUGCUCCCACAAAGCGCACCUUUGCUUCUGUAGCCAAGCGGGUGAUCGUGCAGGAGAGGCUCAGGAAAGCAGAGGAGGAGGAUGCCCACGAUGAAGAGGAUGACGAAGAACCAGAGGAGGAGCUGAGUGUGGAGCAGCUGGAGGAGAAGGCCGGAUCUGGGGAUGCCAGAGCUCAGACACGGCUGGGCCAGCACUUCUUGAUUCUCGCUGAAAAGAAGGACGCAGAAGUUAACAACCGCCUCGCCGUUAACUGGCUGAUUAAAGCGGCCAAACAGGGACGAAAGACCGCAGCGAAACUCCUUCAGCGCUGCUGGAUCCAGAAGAAAGGAAUCACUUCGGAGAAUGAGGCCGACGUGCGCAUGUUGUCGACAGAGAGCAGGUUUGAGCUGGCCGUGCGGAAAGCAGCCAUGAUGAUGUACUGGAAGCUGAACCCGGACAGGAAGAAGAAGGUGGCUGUGUCUGAGAUGCUGCAAAAUGUCGACCAGGUCAACACAGCGCCGGGGAGCAUGGCAAGCAAGAUUCCGGUUCCAACCUCAGGCCAAACCCAGAAAGUGUUGGAGUGCAUGGUCAACAAAGACUCCAAUCAGCUGGUGGACUUGGAUGACUUUGUUGAGAUAACAAAGAAUUAUGCACAAGGCAUCGUCUCACCUGUUUCUCCAAAGGACAGCCAGUUCUCACCCAAACCUGAGAGUCCUGCUCUGUCUGAGCGUGUCAAUAAGCACGGGACGGAGGGAGUUUCAAAAGGAACCAAGAAGGUGUUGAAGCAUUCGUGGAGUUUUGGUUGCAGUGGGAUGAUGCUGGACACCAAGCAGACCGGUGCCAUGAAGUCCCGCUUGAUGAUGCUGCAGUACCCGCUGCAUGCGGUCAUCGCGAUGAAGGAACGCCUGGUGGAUUGGGCGUCGAGGGCUGGCGUCAUGUGGCUGAGCACCAUCAUCCCCACGCAGCACGUCAACGCUCUCAUCUUCUUCUUCAUCAUCAGUAACCUGACCAUUGACCUGUUUGCUUUUGUCAUCCCCCUGCUCGUCUUCUACCUCUCCUUCAUCUCCAUGAUCAUCUGCACGCUGAGAAUUUUCCAUAGCAGCAAGACCUGGGAGAACUUCCGGGCACUGACGUCUCUACUGACACAUUUCGAACCGGGCCUUGACGUGGAGCAAGCAGAGACCAACUUUGGCUGGAACAACCUGGAGCAAUAUGUCUAUUUUAUGAUUUCUGUCUUUUUCGUCAUCUUCUCCUUCCCGGUGGCUGACAAGAAGUGGAUUCCGUGCUCUGAGCUUUCCACGGUGGCCAUCUUCUUUACUGCUGUCAGCUACCACAGCCUCAGCCCAGCUGCUGCAGCGUACGCACGCAGAGCCUUGUUCAUAGAGGUAGCAUCUGGUCUGUUGUACCUGACCCAGUUACUGCCAGAGGACAUGACAAUGCUUCGUUUCCUAGGACGCACCUUCACCACGCUGCCGCUUGGAGAAUCUGUGGUCCUGAAGCUCAGUCUCCCCUGUCUCCUCUAUGUUUACCUCUUCUACCUGUUCUUCAGCAUGGCAAGAACCCGUGGUUUCAGCGGAACUUACUGCUUCCUGAUUCCGUACCUCGUCUGUUUCAUGUGGUGUGAAUUCUCAGCGGUCCUCCUCCAAAACUCCUCCGCCGUGGGACUAUUACGCACCUGCGUGGCGUACUUUCUCUUCCUGUUCGCCCUGCCCGUUCUGGCCUUUGGCCUCGCGGCCAUGCUCUUCAUCCAGCUCUUUAAGUGGUUCCUCGACCUGGAGCUGACCAAGAUGAUCGUCACCUUGGCCAUCUGCGCCAUCCCUGUCACUCUGCGGCUCUGGACGCGCUACAGCAUGUCCAUCCUGGACGUGUUCCGCUCUUUUAUGCACUGGGGUCCGGUCAAAUUCAUCCUGCUCUGCAUCUCCAUGGUGAUCCUGCUGUUCUCGGUUUACGUGUACCACGCCGAGGGGCAGAAGGUGUACAACUCCACCCUGACCUGGGAUCAGUACAGCCAGGCUUGCGGGCCGCCUGCAUGGGAAGCCAAAGGCAUGGCCCAGACGCAGAUCUUCUGCAGCCACCUGCACGGGCACAGGGUCACAUGGGUGGGUCAGUUCAAAAGCGUCCGUAUAGCCGAGACAGAGAACGGACCGCAGUCCGUCAUCAACAUUUUGCCGGUGUUCAUGGGCGAUUGGCUGCGCUGCUUGUAUGGUGAAACGUAUCCGAAAUGCGAGCCAAAGAACAUCACGUUUGCAAACCUAACAGCUGCAGAAGCAAACGGUUCGUCCGUUUCUAUGCCUAUGCUGCUUCGAAUGCAAGAGGAGGAAGAGCUGUGUCAGGUUAAGGCUCUGGCCAAACACUCCUGCCACGUCAAGCGUUUCGACAGCUACAGAUUUGAGGUGACGGUGGGGGUCGUGCGCGAUGGAAGUGCACAAACAGACGACGCAGCCAGGGAUCUGAUCCUGGUGGCCAGCCACGAAUUUAGACAAGUUCUGCUAAAUCUGAGACCUGGAAACGUUGUGGAGUUUAGCACUAAGCUGGAGGGUCGUUUGGGAUCAAAAGCUCCCGCCUUUGAACUCAAAGCGAUCCACUGUCUGGACUGUGCGUCAUCCACGCUGAGCGGAGGUCGGCAGGUGAAAAUAGAGAGAAACUGGAGGCGCACCACAAUGAGAGCCCUGGAGUUUGCUUUUGAUUUUUUCUUUUCACCGUUUCUAUCUGCAAACAUCGCCGCCUGAGAACAUCAAGAAAAAUGUCCAGAGAUUUGAACUGAUUAUGAGUGAAUUUCUUCAGAAUAAAUGACCUUUUUCUGGUGUGAAUAUUUUAUUACAAAUUUUAUUCAAAGUUUGGUUUACAAAUAGUCCUAAUACGUGUGGACAUAAUGUACUUGUGUUUGGACAUUUUUUCUUGGUUAUUUAUGAGCUUACAAAUUUACAAAAGUUUUCUAUUUUGGUCAGAUGGUCAGACUUGUUAAUGUUAAUGCUGACUUCCGCUGGAAAUGUUACCAAUAAUUAUUUACAUUAAAGAAACUUAUCUUGUG
Molecule: messenger RNA, 3748 nt
Organism: Austrofundulus limnaeus
Lineage: Eukaryota; Metazoa; Chordata; Actinopteri; Cyprinodontiformes; Rivulidae
Gene: wfs1a
Product: Wolfram syndrome 1a (wolframin)
Exons: 12
Coding region: 480-3446 (988 amino acids)
Biological process (GO): calcium ion homeostasis; endoplasmic reticulum unfolded protein response
Cellular component (GO): endoplasmic reticulum membrane; endoplasmic reticulum
Molecular function (GO): protein binding
Source: RefSeq, a predicted model, not a curated record